Capsella rubella is the source of this 1004-nucleotide messenger RNA. RefSeq names its product photosynthetic NDH subunit of lumenal location 5, chloroplastic. The transcript has 7 exons. The coding region runs from base 94 to 873 and encodes 259 amino acids. Gene Ontology annotation, biological process: protein folding; protein peptidyl-prolyl isomerization. Lineage: Eukaryota; Viridiplantae; Streptophyta; Magnoliopsida; Brassicales; Brassicaceae. Gene Ontology annotation, molecular function: peptidyl-prolyl cis-trans isomerase activity. The record is from RefSeq and is a predicted model, not a curated record.
AUCAGUUUAUCAUACACACAUACACACUCAUCGUCGUCACUCACCAACCAUUACCAAUUACCAACAAACGCGAGCACAGAGUUUUGAGCUCCCAUGGCGGCCUCGUCGAUGACUCUGUCAAAUCCAAAGUCGCUCUCAGCUCAACCACCGAGAUUUUAUCAGAUCAAUUCCUCCGCUCUCACAUCUACUUCUUUCCGAUUUGGUACCAAAUCCGCCUUCGAUUCAAUCUCGUUUUCGUCUUCAACUCCCUUCUCCGCCUCAUCGCUCCUCCUUCAUACGUCUUCUCCCAAAAGAAACCACCGCUGCUUCUCGGUUCAAUCGAAUGCUGAGCUUGUUGCCGAGCCCCAAUCUAAAAUCACUCACAAGGUGUAUUUCGAUAUAAGUGUUGGAAAUCCAGUGGGCAAGUUAGCUGGGAGGAUUGUCAUUGGAUUGUAUGGUGAUGAUGUUCCCCAAACUGUGGAGAACUUCCGUGCUCUAUGCACCGGUGAGAAGGGAUUUGGCUACAAGGGUUCAACAUUCCAUCGUGUCAUCAGAGAUUUCAUGAUUCAGGGAGGAGAUUUUGAGAAGGGCAAUGGAACUGGAGGUAAAAGUGUAUAUGGCAGUAGAUUCAAGGAUGAGAAUUUCAAGUUAUCCCAUGUCGGACCAGGAGUGCUAAGUAUGGCAAAUGCUGGUCCUAAUACAAAUGGAAGUCAGUUCUUCAUCUGCACUGUGAAGACUUCAUGGUUGGACGGAAGGCAUGUGGUGUUUGGGCAAGUAAUUGAAGGAAUGGAAGUGGUGAAGCUGAUAGAGGAACAAGAGACAGACAGAGGAGACCGUCCCAGAAAGAAAGUGGUCAUAGCAGACUGUGGUGAACUUCCAAUGUCUGAAGCUUAAGUAAAAGAUCUAAAUACCAAAACCUUGUAGACAUGAGAUGGAUCAUAUCUGUUUGCAUUUUACACGCUUUCUUUUGUGAAAUGGAUUGUAUCCCUUUACAUCAGUGCAAAAAUUAAAAAGUAUUCCGCUGC